CUCCGAGGGAGUGGGCGGAAGUGUGGAAGACGCCGUGGGGUGGAGGCAGGCGGGCGAGACGAGAGGCACGAUGAGUGGUCUCGGCCGGCUCUUCGGGAGGGGGAAGAAAGAGAAGGGGCCAAGCCCUGAAGAGGCAAUACAGAAACUAAAGGAGAUGGAAAAAAUACUGAUCAAGAAACAGGAGUUUUUGGAGCAGAAGAUUCAACAGGAACUACAGACGGCCAAGAAGCAUGGAACCAAGAAUAAGAGAGCUGCCCUACAGGCUUUGCGGAGGAAAAAAAGAUUGGAACAGCAGCUGGCACAAACCGACGGGACAUUAUCCACCUUGGAGUUCCAGCGUGAAGCCAUUGAGAAUGCCACCACCAACACAGAAGUGCUUCGGACCAUGGAGCUUGCUGCCCAAGGCAUGAAGAAAGCCUACCAGGACAUGGACAUUGACAAAGUGGAUGAACUGAUGGCUGACAUCACAGAACAGCAGGAGUUGGCCCAGCAAAUCUCAGAUGCCAUUUCACGGCCCGUGGGGUUUGGAGAUGAUGUGGAUGAGGAUGAACUGUUGGAGGAGCUCGAGGAGCUGGAGCAGGAAGAAUUGGCCCGGGAGUUGUUAAAUGUGGGCGACAAGGAGGAGGAACCCCCAGGCGAAUUGCCCAGCGUACCCUCCACACACCUGCCUGCGGUGCCAGGUCUCGACACUGCUGAAGACGAUGCAGCACUAAAGCAGCUGACAGAGUGGGUAUCCUGAUGAGUCUGGACUAAUCUUCCUGGCUUUCUUUUCCUCAAGUGCCAAGUGCUGAGUUAAAGGAGUGUGGCCUUUGUAGGAGGGCCACAGUGUAACCCAGCCCUUCCGUCCCUGGCUCACCUUGGCAGAGAGAUCUGGGUGUGGGAACUGGAGCAGUUACUGGGCCCUUGUUUCCAAUAAAACUGGGCAGAUAGAAAGCA
Echinops telfairi (small Madagascar hedgehog) is the source of this 936-nucleotide messenger RNA. RefSeq names its product charged multivesicular body protein 4A (gene CHMP4A). Gene Ontology annotation, cellular component: multivesicular body; ESCRT III complex; cytoplasmic side of plasma membrane. The transcript has 6 exons. Gene Ontology annotation, biological process: late endosome to vacuole transport via multivesicular body sorting pathway; vesicle budding from membrane. Lineage: Eukaryota; Metazoa; Chordata; Mammalia; Afrosoricida; Tenrecidae. The record is from RefSeq and is a predicted model, not a curated record. The coding region runs from base 71 to 739 and encodes 222 amino acids.